CCAAUGAUGCUGGGCCCGUGGUCCUUGCUUUUGCUCUGGGGCCUGGCUUCCCCGUGUGAGGGGCUGCUUGAGACCGUGGGAACACUCGCUCGGCUUGACAAGGAUGAACUCAGUAAAGCCAUCCAGAACUCGCUGGUUGGGGGGCCGAUCCUGCAGAACGUGCUGGGCACAGUGACAUCAUUAAACCAGGGUCUGCUGGGCUCCAAGGGGCUGCUCGGAGGAGGUGGCCUUCUGGGCACUGGAGGGGUCUUUGGUAUCAUGGAGGAGCUCUCUGGUGUGAAGAUUGAGGAGCUCACACUGCCAGAGGUGUCCCUGAAGCUGCUCCCAGGGUUCGGGGUGCAGCUGAACCUUCACACCAAGGUCGGGCUGCAUGGCUCAGGGCCCCUGGGGGGCCUCCUGCAGCUGGCUGCCGAGGUGAACGUGUCGUCGCGGGUGGGGCUGGGCAUGAGCUCACGAGGGACGCCCACCCUGGUCCUCAAGCGCUGCAGCACGCUGCUGGGCCACAUCAGCCUCCUUUCGGGGCUGCUGCCGGCACCGCUCUUCACAGUCGUGGAACGGACACUGUUCAAGGUGCUGCCCAACCUGCUGUGCCCCAUGGUGGACAGUGUGCUGGGCGUGAUGAAUGAGCUCCUGGGGGCCACACUCAGCCUCGUGCCCAUUGGCUCUCUGGGGUACGUGGAGUUCACUGUGGCCACCUUGCCUCUCAUCUCCAACCAGUACAUAGAGCUGGAUAUCAAUUCCAUCGUGAAGAGUGCAGCCGGUGACCUCAUUGAUUUCCCCAAGCCCCGUGUCCCGGUCAAGGUGCCCCCCAAGCAGGACCACACAUCCCAGGUGACUGUGCCACUGUAUCUCUUCAACACUGUGUUUGGGGUCCUGCAGACCAGCGGUGCCUUGGACAUGGACAUCACCCCUGAGCUGGUUCCUGGCAACAUUCUGCUGACCACCACAAGCCUGGCAACCUUGGUGCCAGAGGCCCUGGGAAACUUGCCCCCAGGCCAGCAUCUCUUACUCUCACUGAGGGUGAAGGAACUACCUACCAUCACACUGCAGAACAAGAAGGCCACGGUCUCCAUCCCAGCCACCAUCCACGUGCUGGCUCCUGCCCCUCAGGGGACCCCUGUAGCCCUCUUCCAGAUGAAUGAGGUGCUGACCCUAAACGCCCAGCUGGCUCCCUCGGCCACCAAGCUGCACCUCUCCCUGUCUCUGGAACGGCUCAGGGGCAAGCUGGACUCCUCCUCUGCCUACACUUUUGACGUAUCCCAUUUGGAAGAGUGGCUCCGCAGUGUGCUCCGGGCUGCCUAUGUGUCCAAGCUCAAUGUUGUCCUAGAGGUUGGAAUUCCCCUACCUAAGAUUCUCAAUGUCAAUUUUUCCAAUUCAGUUCUGGACAUCAUUGAGAAUGCCGUUGUGCUCACCGUGGCAUCCUGAGGCGCCCAUGGCCAC
Molecule: messenger RNA, 1440 nt
Organism: Octodon degus (degu)
Lineage: Eukaryota; Metazoa; Chordata; Mammalia; Rodentia; Octodontidae
Gene: Bpifb3
Product: BPI fold containing family B member 3
Exons: 15
Coding region: 4-1425 (473 amino acids)
Molecular function (GO): lipid binding
Source: RefSeq, a predicted model, not a curated record